Molecule: messenger RNA, 273 nt
Organism: Caenorhabditis bovis
Lineage: Eukaryota; Metazoa; Nematoda; Chromadorea; Rhabditida; Rhabditidae
Source: the annotation of a GenBank genome assembly
AUGGAGACGAGUUUGAAUCAGAAUGCAACGAAAAUGAUGACUACUUUUGGAGCUACUGGAAUCUGUGUGGCUGAAUCAUCAGGAAUGCUGUUGGUGAACAAGGGAAAUUUGGAUCCAAAAGUGGCUUCGGCGGCUACGUUGAUUAUGCAGGAUGCGAAACGCAUGGGAGGACCGGUGGAAGAGUCGCCGGUUGUUGUUUUGCACGCCGCCAAUGGCUCAAAGCUGACAAUGUUGAACAACCACGGAGAAACAGUGGUGCUGCACAACAAAUAA